This is a messenger RNA of Echinostoma caproni, 741 nucleotides long. The record is from the annotation of a GenBank genome assembly. Lineage: Eukaryota; Metazoa; Platyhelminthes; Trematoda; Plagiorchiida; Echinostomatidae.
GUUGCUUUGCAUAUUGAACCGUACCGGAAUCGAUCGGCCGAGUCUGUUCGCUCGGAUCUGGUCUAUGCGCAUCAGAGACGUUACACCACACAUCCGGCUUACUACAAACUGAGUCCAACCGUUCUGAAUGGGGCCACCUCAUCAGCCUUACCGGUAUUUUUUGUCUACGAUUCUUACAGCAUACCGUUUUCACAAUGGAGCAGAGUGUUCACUCCUUCCGGUGACAUAACAGUACGAGGCAAACCUGAAAAUGCUUACGUAAUCGGUUUGCUCAUGGAUUCAGUUGAUUGUAAACAAUUCGCUUCGGCCGGGUUCAACGGCGGUUACACGUAUUUUGUCGGUCGAGCUACCACGUUUGCCAGUGAAUGUGACCGGGCUGGGGUGCACUUUUAUCCAUCUAUCGGACCUGGUUACGAUGAUCAAUCGGUACGACCGUGGAAUGAACGUGGCACUGUCGAUCGCGAGGACGGCGCCUACCUCCAACGUUUGAUUGCUAAACUUCCCCUGGAACGCACAGCCGGUGUGGGGAUUACCUCGUUCAACGAAUGGCACGAAGGGACACAAAUUGAACCGGCCGCGAUAACCGUUCGUCCAACCUAUUCUGAUUACAGUCCAUUCUCCGAGGAAUACUAUCUGCGCUUAUUGCGCAAAUUUGUCAAUCACUUUGUCGGAUUUCACCAACUCCCAUGGGGUUUCGAACAAACAACGAAGUCCGAACUGGAUGCGAUUGAACAAUUCUAG